Messenger RNA from Xyrichtys novacula (pearly razorfish), 3853 nucleotides. Lineage: Eukaryota; Metazoa; Chordata; Actinopteri; Labriformes; Labridae. The record is from the annotation of a GenBank genome assembly.
AUGGAUAAAACAAGCCCAGAACUGCUCAGAGAAGCUGCGAAUUUAAUUGAAGAAGCCCUCAGAAGAACGCCUUCGGCUCCGGUGGCUCCCGCAGCUCAGACGCCUCCGGCAGCGCCAACACAGCAUCCACAGCGGACCCCAGCUCCUCCUCAAUCUCGUACACCUGUCGAAGGUAAGCUAAGUAAUUUCACCAGCCAGAUGUUCUACUAAUCAAUGGCUCGAGACACAGGUGUGUGGUCAACUGGAUAACAGUUCGCGAGUUGAAUCAAAGAUUUUGUGGUGUUAUUUUGUGUUGCAGCCGAGGUAGCAAGGCUCUUUGCUCCUUAUAAUAGUGUCUCCAGAAGAGUAAUGAGACGACGACCAGCACCGAACCAGAACAACAGAACAAACUACACACACACAGUCUUUUGUCUGGCUGACAGCAAGGCGGAUAAAGUGCCAAGUAUGCCACUGAAAGCAGACCUUCAGAGUGCAGGACUUGGCGAGGCAAGGGUGACAUUUUCAGGUUUGUGGGAAAUUAAGAAUUUACCAAAACAACAACAACAACAACAACAAAAAACCUUAUUGUCUGUGGCUCACUACAUUUAUUUGCAGGUUUUUGUAAUGCUAAUAACUAUGGUUGUAACUUCUUUAUUUUCCCCAGGGGAUGAUGAUGAUCCCAAAGUUAUAACAAAUAAAUUGAUGGAAGUAUUUCCAAAGCUCCAAGAACGGGGAGGCUUUGAACUUCUCAGAAUUGUGGGAUCUACUCGCAGCCGAAACCUUGGGUUAGUUCAGUGUCCCAGCACUGGAUACACCCUUGCAUAUCUAAAAGAUCCAUCAACAAUGAUUGGACAGGCUACAAUCUACAUACGUCCACUUCAACAGGAUCUACCCUUAAAUUGUGUACGUAAAUAAGCAGACACUCAACUUAAUCAAAAUGAAGCUUACUGAUAAUUUUUUAUCAUUAAAAAGCCAUUUGCUUUAUUUAGGAGAGCUCCAGUCCCGGUCCAAUCAUCCCCUGCAUCACAUGUCUAAGGGAAGUUUCCUUUUCUGAGAUGAGGGAACACAGAUUGAGCUGCAUUGGGCAAGUGCUUCCUAAGGAAAUGCAAGUCUCUCUUAGAGUGUUGUGACACAUAUAGGUGAGUAUGAUGAUCAUUUUAAUUUUGUUAACUUCAAGGAGACACAUGCAGGAAUCAGAAAGCGAACAAGGUCAAAGUGAGGACACUGGUAGAGGGACAGUCCCUGUCAAUGACAGUGCUCCAGUGACACCUGAAACAGCAUCUCAGAGUUCAGCAGUACCAACAGUGAUUGACAACAAGGCGUUGGAGCACACAGAAACGGACAGUGGCAUGUGUCAUCACAAUAGGUUUGCUGUAAGAUUGUCUGCAAGUGAAACUCAGUCAUUAUUAAAAUAACACCUGUAAUAAUAAUAUAUGAUAAAUAAAUAAUAUAUGAUGAAUAUAUUGUAAAUAAUAACAUGAUAAAUAAUAUAUAUGAUAAAUUAUUAAUACUAUAUGAUAGAAUAUAAAUAAAUAAUCACAUGCAACUGGAUGAUGGACUCUAAAUGUUAAAAUGUUUAGUAUCUGUUUAGAAUGGUCUUUUGCUGUUUUUAUGUCACUUCAGCUUUGUGACAGAUUCCGAAGAUGUUGGGGGUCGCAUGGUCAGUGAAAUGGACAGAACUUUCCUCCCUUUUUAUAGCCUGAAGGAGAAUAUUGUUUUGACAGGUAACAUGCCAGCUCACAACAUUUCUGUGGAAGAGAUAAUGUUUUCCUUUUUAUUGUUUGUUUAGAAUGGAAGCUGAUUAAAGAACCAGCUCAAGCUUCCAAAGUUUUUAAAGAGAAUUUACUUUGGGAACAUGCAUCUGGGAAACCACUUAAAAUGAGAAUGGAUGUAAGGGACUCUGAAAAAGAAAGGGAACGGGAACUUCUCUCCUUCUAUAAAUGGCAGCAAGAAUGGGCAUGCCCACUUCAUUGUACCCUUGUUGGUAAGGAAUAUAAAUGUAUCAGAAAGGUUUAUACCACUCAGGUGUAUUAUAUGAAAUUGUAAAUGGAAAGUGAGAUUGAAAAAAAUGAUAUAUUUGACAAAAAAAUCUUCCAUGCACAAUAUUCUUUAGGAUACUGUUGUAGAAUGGCAGCAAUAGAAUAUUGACUAUUUUUUUCCUUGCUUGAAUUUUACCUAAUCGAGUCUGCAUUAGUCAGCCAUGAUUUUCCCAGUGUUAUUAUCAGUGUUUUAUGUCAGGUGAUGUUGCUGUCGGAGAGGGAGUGAUGCGGUACUUUAUGACAACAGUAAUAUCCAAACUCCAGUUUGGGUUCAGUCUAGAUCUUGGUAAGUCCCUUAAAAUUUUGAAGGUAAAUUUAAAAAAUGUUUCAGAUGGUUAAUUGUUUUGCCUUUACCACCCUUGGUACAUACAGGAGGAAUGGGCCGAACACUGCUAUUUGAGGGUGAACCUGAUCAUCUUGUUCCAGCGGCAUCAGAGGUGCUUAUUGAAAGCAACCUCUUCCAGGUGGCAGGAAGGAUGCUGGCCCACAGUUUUCUACAUGACGGCCCCCAUGUUGCAGGUUUAAGUCCUGCUGUCAUUCAUGUACUGUGCAAUGGGGAUCCUGAAACGGCAACUGUUGUUACAGAAGACUGCCCUGAUCUGCAUAUCAGGAGCAUCAUAAAACUGGUAUGUAACACAAAAACCAUUCUCUUGCAAAAAAUAUUUGGGCAAAUGUAGUAACCUGUAUGGUCUUCAUUCAAGCUUGAACAUGAAGAACUUACACCAGAACAGAGGGAGACAGUUUCAGAUCUUGCAUUAUCUUGGGAUCUCCCGGCAGUCACCAAAACAAAUUGGAGAUGGCUACAUAACAAACUUCUCCUCCAUGCAGUGAGUACCUGCUGGUUAACUUAACUGGCACAAUUCAUCGCUAAUGCUGGCAGGGAUAAAAUGGUAAGGUUUUAGUUGUGUAAUUCAUGCUUUGGCCAUUGCCAUGUUUAAGUUUUUCACAACCACCAUUUAAUACAAAGCUUAUGUAAGUAGAAUGGUAUUUAUAGUUUAACCACAGCAUUUCUCACGCCUGUUGAGAGUUGAAAUUUAGGUUGAGGAUUUCAGCUGUAAUAUUUGUUGGGUCUCUCUCUUUAGGUCAUUGGGAGAACCAUGCGCCAGAUUAAACAGUUGAGAAAGGGGCUGAAAGAUGUGAUGGUAUGGCCACUUCUGACAUCUAGACCAGAUGUAGUCCCACUUCUUUUCCCCAAAAUGGCUGAUUUGCAGUUCACACCUCAGGUAAGGCAGGAUUUCAGUUUUUUUUUAACUUCACUGUAUGAAUUUGUGUAUUUUCAAUGACUGAGCUGUUAUAUUUUUCCAAUUACCAAGAAUGUGAUCUGAAUAUUCCUUUAACAAAGUAAGUUCAACUAUGCCAAGUUAUUUUCUUUUUUUUGUUUCUUAAGAUGCUCCUGCAAAAAAUCACAUGGCCAGUUGAGGACAGUGAUGAUGAGGACUUUGACGUAGAGUCUACAUGCCGCAUCACUGGCUUUCUGAGGAUGUUCAUUGAAACAGGUAUGAAACCGUUUAUUUUGCUAAUGUUCUUGUAUUGCUCUCUUUAUAAAUGUUUCAUGGAUAGAGAUGACCAAUUGGAGUCAAACCAAGUGUUGUCUUCGAUCUGUUUUAUGACUUUUAGCCUCAUCAGGUAUACUGGUCCAGCUGCUGAAAUUCUGGGUUGGCUGGGAGAUGCUUCCUCCUGAGCUCAGAGUGGAGAUCUCUGGAGGAAGUCUUCCUACGUCCUCUAGAUGCUUCGAAACACUGAAGCUGCCAGCUCAUUUCAAAACCUACGAGGAGUUUGAGGAAGCACUUUUCACAGCCAUAAAUAGUGCACAGAGUGGAUUUGGACUUGUGUAA